Molecule: messenger RNA, 2808 nt
Organism: Argiope bruennichi
Lineage: Eukaryota; Metazoa; Arthropoda; Arachnida; Araneae; Araneidae
Product: ovochymase-2-like
Exons: 17
Coding region: 46-2745 (899 amino acids)
Biological process (GO): acrosome reaction; proteolysis
Molecular function (GO): serine-type endopeptidase activity; protein binding
Source: RefSeq, a predicted model, not a curated record
AUCACUCGUUUCGAUUAACAUAACUGGGAAGGCACUCAAACAGUUAUGUUGGGGCCCAAAUUCUUCCAAGUUUUUACUACUCUUGCUUUGUUGGUUGCUUUAGCAACUGCGGACAUUGAUGAUUUUCAGUGCCGCAUUCUGUAUGAGUAUGAUGCAUCUGUAAAAGGAACUGUGUCAAGCCCAUUUUACGGCGAAAGACAUUACCAUAAUGGAUUGUGGUGUGAAUAUAGAAUAAGGGCCCCACAAGGUCACAGAAUCAAAAUUACUUUCAAGGACUUCGACAUCGAUCCUUCAGGAGGAUGUCGUCAAGAUCAGCUGGUCGUCUACGGCAAGGACAAGGAGAGUGUCCUCGGUAUUUUCUGUGGCAACGAAGCUCCCAAACCCAUCCUUUCCAACGAGGGAGAGAGCGAAAUUAGGCUUCUCUUUCGAUCGGAUUUCAUGGCUGCUGGAAGAGGAUUCCUUUUGGAGUAUGAAUCGAGUCCAACUAUGCAACUCUGUGAAAGUGGUUACAUCCAGUGCACAAACCGAAACUGUUACAAACCUGAGCAGAAAUGUGAUGGCGUUGACAACUGCGGCGACGGAACUGAUGAAGAAAAUUGCAAUCACAAGGUAACGCUUUUCCCAAAAGAAUGUGGUGUCCAGCAUUUUAAACCAAAGACUGUUUUUGACGGUGACCGCAUGGUAGGAGGAGAAGCUGCAGUUCCAAACAGCUGGCCAUGGCAAGUCUCCCUGCAGACGACGUUCAGCGAGCCUAAUGGCCAUUUCUGCGGAGGAACACUCAUUAACUCUCAAUGGGUACUUACUGCCUCACAUUGUAUUGUCGGGGGCUAUAUUCCUGGAACAAUUAAAGUCGUUUUGGGAUCCCACGGCAAGUUUAGAAAAACUCCAUAUGAGCAGGUUCGAACUAGUGCGAAAGUGAUCGCAUAUCCAAACCUAGAAGGAGAAGAUGUCCGAAGAAUGUCUUUUACCCAUGACAUCAGUCUUAUUAAGUUAAACGCACCUGUGACAUUCAACGAAGGAGUUCAACCAGCGUGCUUGGCUCAACUAGGAUGGGUUGCCCAACCAGGUUGGCACUGCUAUGUAACAGGAUGGGGAGAAAGCAGAGGUUCUGGAUUUGAUGAUGUUUUGAAACAAAUGGAACAAGUCGUUCAAUCUAGUCAGAACUGCAGUUUUGAUCAACAAACACAGAUUUGCGUCGAAAAGCCUAUGAACUCACCCUGUCAUGGUGACAGUGGCGGACCUCUGCAGUGUAAAGUCGGUGAUAAGUGGUACGUCUUUGGAGCUGCAAGUUUUGUCACUACAACUAAUUUCAUGACAGGCCUCUGCACCGGACCUGGAGCUAUGACAGUCUACGCAAAUGCAGCUGACAAAGCUGAUUGGAUUAAAGCAAUUAUUAAAGAAAACUAUGACGAUGAUGAGGACUAUAAGAAGGAUCCCAAUUACAUAUACUGUUAUAGAACUCACGUAUUUGAUGCUCGAGUCAACUCAACUGGGCACAUAUACAGUCCCAGGUAUGGAGAAGAUGAAUAUCCUGGAGAAAUAGGUUGCGAUUAUGAUAUAAUUCUGCCAGAAAAUUAUAGGGUGAAAGUAACCUUCAUAGAUCUGGACAUCCAGCCUUCCGAAAGCUGCAAUCAAGACAAGCUUCAAUUACUUGGAGAAGAUGAAAGCAAUAUUCUAGGCAUAUUCUGUGGCACCGAUAUACCGAGACCUGUUGUGUCAGAGAAAGGCGACAGAAAGCUGCGCAUGAAAUUCGGAACCGACUAUAUGGGUGCCGGAAGAGGGUUCCACCUCUAUUACGAAGCAUCUCCUUAUAUAGAUGACUGCCCACCAAACCAUAUACGAUGCAAAAAUAGGAAUUGCGCUCCAGUCACUGCUAAAUGUGAUGGAAAUGACGAUUGUGAAGAUGGCACAGACGAGGAAAACUGCAAAUUUCCAGUUGUGACUCCCCAAGAUUGUGGUGUGCCCGCCAUCCAACCACGUGUUACAUAUAAAUCUCCAGACCGUAUUGUCGGUGGUGAGGAAGCAGUUCCUCACAGCUGGCCGUGGCAGGUGUCUUUGCAACAGUUCUACAUCGAACCCAAUGCCCAUUCCUGCGGUGGGGCGCUCAUCAACUCCCAAUGGGUUCUCACAGCUGCACACUGCUUCAAAUUUAAUCCUGAUCCUCAGUAUUACCGCAUUCACAUGGGAAUGCAUCAUAAGUAUAAAAAAGAUAAAGGCGAACAAAUUAGGUAUGCAGUUAAAAUAAUUGGAUAUCCUGAUCUCGAAAUGGACAAGCUUAGAGGCCAUUUUGGAGUGCAAGAUGAUAUUGCCUUGAUAAAGCUGAAUGCACCGGUGAAAUUCACUGAUACAGUUAAGACUGCAUGUCUGCCAAAUUUGGGAUGGGAUCUAAACCCUGGUGAGAGAUGCUAUACCACUGGAUGGGGUGAAACAAGAGGCUCAGGAUUUUCAGAUGUCCUAAAGCAAACAAUGCAAGAAGUUAUAUCAAAAGAAAAGUGUGACUUUGAUCCAAAACAUCAAAUUUGUACAGAUCAUCCAGGAAACUUCAACUCUCCUUGCCAUGGAGACAGCGGUGGUCCUUUAGUGUGUAACUUAGGAGGUCGGUGGUACCUGAUGGGAGACACCAGCUACGCCACCAAGGGAAAUUUCAUGGGCGGCUUGUGCGCCAUGCCUUCCAAUCAAGUGAUGUUCAGUAAAGUUUCUGACAAAAUUGACUGGAUCAAAGCGAUGGUGGAGACAUAUUCUUAAAAGCCAUUGUCAAAAUUUAGUACUAUUAAGUUUUUUUUUAAUAAAAUUGUUUCAUACAUCGAA